Messenger RNA from Pelecanus crispus (Dalmatian pelican), 1197 nucleotides. The record is from RefSeq and is a predicted model, not a curated record. NCBI's taxonomy places the organism in Eukaryota, Metazoa, Chordata, Aves, Pelecaniformes, Pelecanidae.
AAUAUUCCUGAAGAAAGUUUGUAUGUGAAGUGUAACGGACGACUGGUUAGUGAUGAAGAUGUACUGCAGAAUGGAGCUGUUUAUAGUCUGGAACCAAGACUUUGUGGUGGAAAAGGAGGGUUUGGAUCCAUGUUGCGAGCACUUGGUGCUCAGAUUGAAAAGACAACAAAUAGAGAGGCUUGCCGAGAUCUCAGUGGAAGGAGACUUCGAGAUGUCAAUCACGAAAAAGCGAUGGCUGAAUGGGUGAAGCAGCAAGCAGAGCGGGAAGCAGAAAAAGAGCAAAGGCGCUUGGAAAGGCUGCAGCGGAAACUUGCGGAGCCAAAGCACUAUUUCACAAAUCCGGACUACCAGCAGCAGUGUCAUGAAAUGGCUGAGCGACUAGAAGAUUCAGUCCUUAAAGGAUUGCAGGCUACUUCAAGCAAAAUGGUGUCACCAGAAAGUGGCAGUAGUCGGAAGCGUCCAGGUGAAUCUGGAAAGAAUGGAACAAAAUCUCGAAAAAGAAAAUGUUUUUGGCUGGGAUUGGAAGGAUUGGAUGAUCGUGACAGUUCAGAUUGUGAGGAUGACAGCGAAGAUGACUCCCCUCGUACAUCUGACGAAAGUUGUCCAUCAGGCAGUGGAUAUAAUGAAAACGCUGGAAAUUCAAAUGAAUGUUCAAGCAGCUCUGUGGAUUCGGUAGAGGAUAGUCCAGCUACCAGUGCAACUGCGAAACCAGUGGAGCAGGCAGAAGGUACUGGAAGAGAUCUGCAAGGGGAGGCACACGCAGGUGGGCAAACUGAAAAUCCAGCUGAUGAAAACAGUAAAAUGACAAAGCCCUUGAAGGAAGAGGCCCAAGAAAAGAAUGAGGUAACCCAAACUCUGAAAGAAGAGGAACAAAAAAAUGUUUCUUCUGAGGCACAGGAAACGAACCAGUUACAGAGCACAGAGGUGGAACCAAUAGACCUACUGGCAUUCAACUCUGCUGCUGAAAUGGAAGCCCUGGGUUUAGAUAAACUGAAGACAGAACUGAUGACUUUAGGACUGAAAUGUGGAGGCACUUUAAAGGAAAGAGCAGCAAGGCUUUUUUCAGUGAGAGAUGGAAAGAAAUAACCUGAAUGUUUUCUGGAAAAUGUGUAUGACACUCUCAUCACCUAUUUUAAGAAAAAUAGCCAUCUUUUCUUAGCUUUAUAUUGAAUCUCCUUUAGUGUGUAUUCCAGUUAG